Musa acuminata AAA Group (dessert banana) is the source of this 1380-nucleotide messenger RNA. Its product is annotated as DNA repair protein XRCC3 homolog. The record is from RefSeq and is a predicted model, not a curated record. Gene Ontology annotation, molecular function: four-way junction DNA binding; ATP binding; ATP-dependent DNA damage sensor activity. Gene Ontology annotation, cellular component: replication fork; Rad51C-XRCC3 complex. Gene Ontology annotation, biological process: double-strand break repair via synthesis-dependent strand annealing; t-circle formation; telomere maintenance via recombination. Lineage: Eukaryota; Viridiplantae; Streptophyta; Magnoliopsida; Zingiberales; Musaceae. The transcript is spliced from 2 exons. The coding region runs from base 52 to 1167 and encodes 371 amino acids.
CCUCAUCAACACCUCUGCGAACCAUUCCUCGACGGAGAAGGCGGAGUCGUCAUGCUACCUGGAAUCGAACCCUUAAACCCCCUCCCCCUCCUUCCGGCCCAGAAGCUCACCCUCGGCUGCCCCGUCCUCGACCGGCUCCUCCGCGGCGGCCUCCCCGUCGGUUCCGUCACCGAGAUCGCCGGCGAGAGUGCCGCCGGCAAGACCCAACUCUGCCUCCAGCUCCUCCUCGCAGCCCUCCUCCCCCCCUCCCGCGGCGGCCUCUCCGCCGCCUCCCUCUUCAUCCACUCCGAGUUCCCGUUCCCGAUUCGCCGCCUCCACGCCCUCUCCUCGUCGUCCUCGGCCGCCGACCCUCUCGACCACAUCUUCGUCGCCGCCGCCCACUCCCCCGACGACCUCCUCUCCCUCCUCGCCGCCGUCGACGGCCUUCUCGCUCGUCCCCCCACCCACCUCCCCGUCAGGCUCAUCGUGGUCGACUCCAUCGCUGCCCUCUUCCGCUCCGACUUCGAUAACAACCCCAAAGACCUAAAGAAGCGAUCUUUCCUGUUCUUCAAGAUCGCAGCCAAGCUCAAGGAGCAAGCAAGGCGAUUCGGGUCGGUGGUGGUCGUGACCAACCAGGUCGUCGACGUCGUCGGCUCCGAGGAAGGAGCCAAUGGGCAGAGGGUGGGGAAUUACGCUUCUCUGUGGUCUUCGGGGAGGCGGGUUUGCCCGGCUUUAGGGCUCUCUUGGGCGAAUUGCGUAAAUACUAGACUCUUCUUGUCGAGGAAGGACGACGUUGCGGACGACGCUGGCUCAUCGAGAACUAGGAGGUGGAUGCAGGUUGUGUUUGCGCCACACUUGCCCGAGGCUUCUUGCGAGUUUGUGAUCGUCAGAGAAGGGGUGUCUGGUAUCGAGCCGCAAAGCCGUGACCUCUGUGUCGACGCGGCUGGUUCAGGGCUCCAAAUGGCUGGGAUCAGACGUGGCUUCCUCGGGGGUGCUGUGGUGACUGAUGUGGGGGAUUUGACUGGAAAGUUCCACGGCGUCAAGUGGGUUCGGCGGCGGUCGAGUACCUGCACACAGGUCGGGUCGGUGGUUCGGCCCGACCCCUCCGACGAUCAAGUCAGUGAUGGUGGAGAGGAGUUUUUGAGUGAGAUCGUCCCCCUCCUGUUGGGAGCCAGAGGGUAUUUAUAAGUGGGUUUGAUGUUACCUGAUGUGCCAUUCUGCCGGGGCAGGGUCGUACCUCUGAUGGCGUUUGUCGUCGUGGUCGUUGCGUGGAAGGCCGAGCUGCCGCAGGGUAUGGGGGAUGUCAGUCAGCGCCAUCCCCUGCCUCGGCUGGCUAUGAGGGGUCAGCCGAGGAGGUUGUUUGGGUAUGGCGGGUGUGGGUGCACGUCGUGUCAUUGUUAA